AUGUCGGGUGAAAGCCCUACACAGGACCUCUUCUUCUUGAACCCUGUGGACCUCCUUCGCCGCAUUCUUAGCUCCCGCAUCUCCAGCACAUUACACUUCGGUAUGGCUCAACUUGUGGAUAACCCGUCGGAGGCGUGGCAUUCGAUGCAAUGGGCCGGCUCGGUACGCACCACCAGCGGCGAAUUCGCAUACUAUCCGCCCUUCCCUUCCAUGGAACCCAUCUUCCCUGGCGACAUUAUCGCAUACCAAUGCGCGUUCCCAGCCUGUACCGGCUGCCAUGAAAAGGUCGCUACAAAUGUCAGGGUCGCCACGAAAGUCCAUCUCGGACAGAUCCAGGCAAUGUUCCGCGAUCAUCGCGAUAGUUCCCGUCAUCUCGGCAACUUCAUCGGCGACCCCAGCACCGGGGCUGAGAAGAACACGAAAGGCGAUGUUGUCCUGGUUAUCUCACGGAUAUGUUCUGGCAAGUUCAUCAACCGACAGUUCGUCCAGAAGGGCAAGGCGAUCAAGAUCAACCCAGCCGAAGAUACACUAGAUGACGACGAGCUGGUCCUUUGCAUGAGCCCAAUGGAGCUUAUUUCACCAGCCAUGGUCACCGGCCGUCGCGACAACAUCCGCUUCGACUAUGCGUUUGGCAGCAAAGUGCGGUUCCCGGGUGAUCCAAUCGCUAGACGUGAACAACCAUUGAUCACCCGCAUAUUCGACCGGGAGCAUAUGGCGCUGGUGCCACCCUGCCUAGUCUCUCUGGUCCCUGGUGCCCUCGAAGUCGAUGAGUUUGGCCGCGACUGGCUGGUCAAGACGUUCGCUCAAGGUGCAGAGGGUCGUGUCCGGUGUCUCCCGUGCCUGAACUUCAACGAUGGCUUUGGCCUGUAUCGCACUAUGACCAAGUCCAUCAUGGGCUGCUAUCUUCAGAUCGCCGCUAUGCCGAGAAGCGAACACACCCGCCAGAUCAACGUCCUACCGGUUACACUGGGACCACAUGGUGCCAAUAUGCACGAUGUCAUGAAGGCCUUGGCGCCGCUGAGAGCUCUCGACCGUGGUAUUGCUGUCGAUAUCAAUGGGGAGCGCACUAUGCUGUGCGCAUCCAUCUUCGCCCUGACCGGCGACAUGCCACAGCAACAACAGAACUCAGGGUGUCUGAGUGUCGCGGCCAAUCUUAGUUGCCGAUCGUGUCUCGUCACUUCCAACAACCGUGAUGACCUCGACGUCGACGUGAUAGGCAAUGCCCGUGGCCAUAUGGAGAUGGUUCGCCUUCGUCGUUGGAUGGAUGAGGAACUGCACCAAAAGUACAAGAAGGAGGCGUUUUCGACCAAGCACGGUAUAUCUCUUGAGGCGCCUGCAGUCAUGUAUGUCGCCCCAGCACUGGAUCUUAUCGGUGGUCGCCCCAGUGAUGCCGCACAUUCGGAGUUCAAUGGUAUCACCAAGAUGAUACACCAGCUUCUCCUUGACGCAGAGUCUGACCUCAAGCGCCCUUUUGCCCGUGCAAUGGAGGCAGUGUUUGAUCAGUCCAAGCUGACAGCUAGCACUGCGUGUUCAAUUGACGCAACUAUAGCCACGAAGAGUGGAAGUCCACUGACCAAUCGACCCGUGCUGCUCGUCGUCGUGGACGCGGUACUGCGGCAAACUCGCGCGCAGCUUCUGUGGCCCCCGCCGUGGCUGGCGGGAUAUCAACACCAGCAGCAGCAGCCGCCAUGGCCAACACUAUGGCUACGAUGGAGAUCGAGGAGGACGAUGCUGUCGACAAUGAUGUCAACAUCGACCAGCAUACCGUCGCCCAAAAAGCCCAAGUAUCGACAGUGGAGCGCUCGCCCGAAUGUGCAUAUCGGCCUGCACUACAUCGACGUGUAUCGCCGGUAUGGAUUGGUUUCGUUGUUGAUGGUCUUGCCAGGAGAGAUGAAGCAUAAGCUAUGGAAGAACCUUGUGGUUACGAUGAACCACCGCAACCCCGAGAAGGACUGCCUGUCGUACGAGAAUAUGAUGCAGACUGUGCGCCUUAUCUUGCUGGAUGGCUUCCAGGACGAGCCGGAUAUAACCAAGAAACUGAAGAAAUCUUGCAGCAUCGGUACCGACGUUGUUCUCUUCAUUGCUCCCGCACGACGAGCUUGCCCGAGAUGA
Molecule: messenger RNA, 2112 nt
Organism: Chaetomium globosum CBS 148.51
Lineage: Eukaryota; Fungi; Ascomycota; Sordariomycetes; Sordariales; Chaetomiaceae
Exons: 4
Coding region: 1-2112 (703 amino acids)
Source: RefSeq, a predicted model, not a curated record